GGGUCGUGCCCACAAUCAGGAAUAAUGGGGAGACCCCUCACUCCGCCGGCCCGGCUGGUGCAGGCAGCACGAACGAGAAAUCAAGCCAGAGCCAGCGCCAGCCAAGAACCUCUGAGGAGGGAGCAGGAACCAGGAAAAAGAAAGGAGGCUAUGAAAGUGGAGGAUGACGACAAUGAGGAGGAAGAGGACGAGAGGCUGCGCAGGGAGGAGGAUCAGAGAGCGGAGCAGCGGGAAAGGAAAAAGGGAGCUAGGGGAGAAGCCGAGCCGGUCAUACGUGACGGACCGCCCAAAAGGAAGAAGUAUGCGGUUCGAUUGGAGGAGGGGUUUGACGUGGAGAAAGUGAUCGACCUGCUGCUGGAAGGGCAUAAUGACCUCAUGACCCUGAAGGAAAUCCUAGCGUUGGCCCCGCGACUCCUCGAUGAACUGAAGGGGAGGUUGUCGUGGCGCUUGGUGCCCAACGUCCAUCUGGGCACGAUUCUGCCCAAAGAGGCAGAGUGGGCGGAGUCAGGCACAAAGAUGGAUUGGGAGUGCGUGGCCUGCGGCACGGUGGAUUUAGUGGUAAAAGGCUCCAAGUGUGCAGCAAUGGUGGACUCCGGGGCGGAAAUGAACAUCAUCCGGGAGGCGGAUGCGAUCAGAUUCCGGCUGGAUAUAGGCCGUUCUAACUGCGGUAUUCUGCACGGAGCCAGCUGCAAGGCCGUAUUUUGUGGGACAGCCUCGAAUGUACUCAUCGAGGUUGGAAAGGAAGGGGAGGCGAUGGAGAACACACCUCCAGUUGAUGAAUUUCUAGAUCAAGAGGAAGAUGUUCGUCUCCACAUCAAUAAGUGGUCACCGCGAGUGCCCAGCUGUGUAGGCUAUCCCAUCUGGCAGGCGCCGAAUGGGUAUGAAAGGAGGGCUGAGCUAGUCCUCAAACCCUUUGAAGAAGAGGAUCCCUGGGGUAGUAAGGAUGUUCAGUGGAUGGUGGAGUUAGCGCUGGCCAACUCGCAUAGCCUGGUGGAGGACGUGAGGGCGAUUGAGGAAGGGCCUGGCCAGGUAGAAGGGUAUGAGGACCUGAUGGGAGGAAUAUAUCUCCUCGUCAACACGUUAUUGCAGGAAGGCCUCGACCAGUCAGGCUCGUUGAACCCGACAGGGAAUGUGGACGAAGUGCCCAAGAGCAAGGACGACGAGUUCGAGGAGGGGGAGAUUAAGGAGGCUUUUCGUGCAGAGGAGUACGAUGGGAUCUACCUUGAGCUGGGGCUUCUUCUGUCAUGUGAAAUGUGGCUUAGGAAUGUAAGCGAUAGAGCUCAGAGGAUGCUGCAACGCUAUUUAAUGAGAGACGGCCACCUUUUCGUGAGAAGAGAAGUGGGGAACCCCAGGAGAGUCGUCUGCGGUAGGAAUCGUCAGAUCGACGUCGUAGCAGCGCUUCACGAUGGCAUUGCAGGAGGGCAUCGAGGGGUACAAGCCACGUAUGCCAAGAUAAGUGAGUUGUACUACUGGGAUGGGAUGAUGGACAUGGUCGGGAAAUUCUGCCGAUUCUGCAUACCCUGCCAGGAGAGAUCCCGUUUAAGGCAAGGAGAGCCACUGCAUCCAAGGCUAGAGCGAGAGGUGGGGGUUGUAGUGCAUCUCGAUCUACUUUUUAUGCCGCUUGGGGAUCAGGGCUAUAAUUAUAUCUUCGGUGCGCGCGAUAACCUGUCUGGGUUCGUAGACGGGCGUGCUAUUCGCACAAAGACCGGGUUAGUCCUGGUGAGCUGCAUCGAAGAGUACUAUCUACGCUAUCCUUUCGUCAGGGAAUUCGUAAUGGACAAGGGAUCGGAGUUUACCUGCCAGGAGGUGCAAGAAUUGUUAUCAAGGUCUGACUUUACGAAGACAGCAAUGCCAAGAGGAGGGAAGGGGACACGGCCGCCUCGGAGGCCGAUGGGAGCAUCAAGAGAAUAUGAGCAGCAUGGGCCUCGCCAUCGAGAGAGUACUCCGGUGUACGACGAUGGGGACAUCGAGCUAUUCCUGAACAGUUUUUGGAAUCAUGCGAGGCGUAUGGGCUGGACCGUGGCUCAGGCGAUUGAGAGAUUGAGGGGAGCAGGCAGGUUCGACGAGCCCAUUACCAGGAUUCUUAGGGAGGCGACGACGAGGCAGGAGGUGGAGACGAGGAUGCACGAGCUGCGACCUUCGCCUGUGCGACCAGAUGGCAGGCCGAUCCGCUUAGAGAUCGGAAAUGCGGCAGAUUUUAUUCCUGCCUUCGAGUGGUUCAUGCAGGGACACCUAGCAGCUUAUGCCCUGGAGCACCCAGACCUGGAGGAGCCAGCACGUGCAGAGCCUCGCCAGGAGCCGUGCCAGCCCGACAAGGAGAUGGAGGCAGAGAUCCCGAAGAGGGUCGACCUCCGCACGAGGGAAAGGGCGCCUGCUGGAGAGACGACUGAAGAAAAGAGGGCGAGAAGAACCAGGCGGAUAGAUGAGAUAUGGCAAGAGAGGCAGAGGUUGGAGGCAGCGGGGGAGCUUCCGGAGCAGCAACAGGAAAGACAGAGAUCAGAGGCAGCAGGAGCACUCCCAGGUCAGCCACCCAGCGCGCCAGCUAGAGCUCCGGAGAUUCCAGAGAUGUGGAGGGACUUCUGGGAGCAGAGAGGAGAGGAGUUUCCCUCGCCAGUCAGAGCCGGGUUUGGGGUGGCCAGGAAGGCGGAAGAGAGGUUAGAUCGCAAAAUCAAGUUCCUGGCCAAGACAACUUUUGACCGACACUUGUUAUUGGAGAGCGAUCUGGCAGGGAAGAAGAUGAAGGCAUUGGUAGCCAGUCAGGCAGCUAUCAUUGAGAGCCUGAGGCAGCAAACCCAGGGAAAGGUGGACAAGCCAGAGAGCAGCAGGCAGGGAGAGCAGAGGCAGCCAGGACGUGGAUUACCGGGACAGCCGUCUGCUGCAGAGCCUCGCCAGGAGCCACCUAUGGGGAGAGUUAUCCUGGAGCCAGAGGAGGCGAGAGCCCAGAGACAGGCGGAGAAAGAGGUAUUCGAGUUCAGAGCCCCUACCGAGCUCGCGACGCUGCCAGUAGCAGCGGUUGACCCAGUCGUUGAGGAGGGGCUACCACCAUCUAGCAGUGAGCCGGCUCAGGACUCAGCAGAAGGAUCCAUGGGCGUGCUCCUUGAGGCGGUGCAUACUAUGCAGGAGGAUGUGAGUUUGUUUUCACCUGAGCAGAGGAUAGAGAAGCCUCUUGAGAGAGAGAUAGGGAUUGAGGCAGAGGGUGCCAUCGAGAGCGGGCUCCAGAGGAUGGGCACGCCUGAGUAUGGGCCAGAGGAGAUUGAGGAGCAGCCCAUGGAAGUGCCAGGAGAGACACUCGAGAGGAGACCUCAGAGGUUGAACACGCCUGAGUACGUCCCAGUGACAGGGGAUUUGAGGAGCAGACUGGGAUCUUGGGCUACUGGAUCUGGGUUUGGGGGACCAGUUCCUGGGACAGAGCAGUAGGAGGUCGUUAGUACUGCAGCUCCUCGAUCAG
Chara braunii is the source of this 3448-nucleotide messenger RNA. The record is from the annotation of a GenBank genome assembly. NCBI's taxonomy places the organism in Eukaryota, Viridiplantae, Streptophyta, Charophyceae, Charales, Characeae.